This is a messenger RNA of Colossoma macropomum (tambaqui), 1711 nucleotides long. RefSeq lists its product as uncharacterized. The coding region runs from base 200 to 997 and encodes 265 amino acids. The record is from RefSeq and is a predicted model, not a curated record. NCBI's taxonomy places the organism in Eukaryota, Metazoa, Chordata, Actinopteri, Characiformes, Serrasalmidae. The transcript has 4 exons.
UUCAACGAGCGACGUCACUUCCCGGAAUGAUGGAAGAAACGCUGGCUGUAGCAGAGAUGAUCUGUUCAUCUUAUUUUCUAGCAGAGAGCAGAAGUGCGCGUGAUUACAGAGCCUUAUGUCCCCAGUAGUGGGUUAAAAUAGCUUAUGCUGUGCUAAAGGGGUUUAUACAGCAGCAGUAAAACGACAGUGAGGAUUCACCAUGGCCGGCCCCUCCACAACUCCCCGGAAACGGCAGGUGCGUUUCUCCGCCCGUCAUGACAUCCUGCUGUUGCGGGAGGUCAUCGCCCAGAACCCCUUCACCUCCAAAGAGUCGGGCCGCAUCUGGGCCAGAGUGGGAGAGAUCAUCACUGCCGCCCUGCAGGACGAGAACUUUGAGGUGGACGGCCGGAGAUGCAGGGAGAGAACCAUGCUGCUGCUCGACUACUAUAAAAAACAGGACUUUCCCAGCCUGCGCAGGUUCGGCACAGAGAGGCUGUACGCUCAGAAGGAGGAUCUGCUACACGAGGUUCUGGAGCUUGAGGCCGAGAAGAACCUGAUAGCCAGUGGUGAGGGGAAAUACCAGGAUGAAGAGCUGAAGAAGAGAGCGCUGGAAGAACUUGCACUGCCCGAGCCUGACAAACCCACCAUGCUACCAGUCACGACAGCGCCAACUACGGUAUCCGGGACGCUGGAGCCAGACGAGCAGGAGGACCUGGCUGAGUUGGCCGCGCCCACGGCCAAGCGUCCGUGCCAGUGCUGCUGCCAGACCUACUCCGAGAUCCUGAGCUUUCUGGAGAAGCGCUCAGAGGCUGAGCAGCGGCUCCGUGAGGAAGAGGUGGCGCUCCGCAGGGAGGAGCUGGAGAUCCAGAGGAGUAAAAUCGCUCUGGAGCGGGAGCGGCUCGGAGCCGAGAGGAAGGAACGGGAGCGGCGGUUUGAGCUGGAGAGCCAGGAAAGGCAGGUCAUCCUCGACCUGCUGAAAGAGAAGGUCCUCAAGAGCGAGAAAAACUCAGAAAGCUGACUCCUCCUGUCAGCUGGUAGCACUCUGUCCACAGAAACUAGCCGAGAGCGUCAGUGAUUUGGACUACAAUGCGAAAUGCUGACACAGUUAUGUCACUUUGUAACAUUUUUCUCCCAGAGACUGUCUUGUAUUGUCAGGCAAUUUGGAAAACUGACUUGUCAACUGGUAACAUUCUUUCUCACAGACUGUCAUAGAUUGUGAGUGAGAUGGACUCGUAAUACUGACGGACUGAGCCAGUUUGUAACAGUUCUGUUCUACAGUGGGAGUGAUUUGAACACUGACUUGUUUCGUCAGCUGGUAACAUCUUACCCCCAGAGACUGUCCUACGCUGUUGAUGAACUCAGCAUGCCUAUCAGCUGGUAACAUGGUUUUGUUCUCCUUCUCAUAGCAAGACUUACUUAGUGGGCAGUGCACAAUGGCUAACGCUGCGUUUACAUUAUUCAACAAUGCACCGCAACACAUUCACUUACUAUGGGAAGCACCAAAUUUGGGGGUGCAAUAUGUUAAGAAAGUCGAACCGUGCAGAAUUUUGUGCAAAUGAAUCUAUUCAAUGUGAUGUGUUCACCCAAUUAGAAGGAAUGUGGACUGUGCAUGAUUCAUGUCUGUAGCUCGAUAUAACAUUCUUUCAUUCACCAAUAUACUAUAUGGACAAGUAUUGGGACACCUACACAUUACACCUACAGGAGCUUUAAUGAUAUCCCAUUCUAAAUCCAU